AAGCCAAAGCUCAGUGGGCGGCGAAAUCGCCCGUAGAACGGAUCGAACGGAGAAAAUAGCGACGAAAUGUGGAUCGCUCUGCUAGGGACUCCAAUUUUAUUAGCAGCCCUUUGGCUUUUGCUUAAACAAAUCAAUAAAACCUACUUUAUUCUUUCAUUGACCAAACGAGUGCGAACUCAGGAUGGCAGUCCAUUGGAGAGUAAAGUGGCCGUAAUGCCAGGAAAAACACGAUUUGGCAAUAACUUGGAUAUUCUCAACUUUACGCCAUCAAGUGUUUUUAAUUUUUGUCGAGAGUCCACUGCCAAGGCCAAAGGUCAGAAUUAUCUGUGGUACUUUUUAUACGCACCCAUGUAUAAUGUCGUUCGAGCCGAGGAGGCUGAGGAGAUAUUCCAGAGCACCAAGCUGAUAACCAAGAAUGUGGUCUACGAACUGAUUAGACCGUUUCUAGGAGACGGCCUACUGAUAAGCACGGACCAUAAAUGGCACUCCAGAAGGAAAGCCUUAACGCCGGCCUUUCAUUUUAAUGUCCUGCAUACUUUUUUGUCUAUUUUCAAAGAAGAGUGCAACAAGUUACUAAAAGUUCUGGACAAAAAUGUAGACGCAGAGCUCGAUCUUAACCAGGUUAUUCCGCAGUUCACUUUAAAUAAUAUAUGCGAAACCGCUCUGGGUGUAAAACUAGAUGACAUGUCGGAGGGAAACGAGUACCGAAAGGCCAUCCACGCCAUCGAAGAAGUUCUGAUACAACGCGUGUGCAAUCCACUGAUGUAUUACAACUGGUACUUCUUCCUUUACGGAGAUUAUCGCAGGCAUGCGGAGAACCUGCGGAUAGUUCACGACUUCUCAAGCCGUAUUAUCCAACGAAAAAGGGAGCAGUUUAAGCAAAAGCAGCUAGGUGAAGUGGAUGAGUUUGGCAAGAAGCAACGAUAUGCCAUGUUGGAUACCCUCUUAGCAGCCGAAGCAGAAGGUCAGAUCGAUCAUCAGGGAAUCUGUGAUGAGGUCAACACUUUCAUGUUCGAGGGAUACGAUACUACAUCGACCUGCCUUAUUUUUACCCUGCUCAUGUUGGCCCUGCACGAAGAUGUCCAACAGCGAUGUUAUGAGGAGGUGGUAAACCUUCCCGAGGAUAGCGAUGAUAUCAGUGUGUUCCAGUUCAACGAACUGGUCUAUUUGGAGUGUGUUAUCAAGGAAUCCCUAAGGAUGUUUCCCUCGGUGCCCUUCAUCGGACGCCAAUGUGUGGAGGAGAGUGUUGUGAAUGGAAUGGUGAUGCCGAAGAAUACCCAGAUCAGCAUCCACAUCUACGACAUUAUGAGGGAUCCCCGUCAUUUCCCGAAACCAAAUUUAUUCCAAGCGGAACGUUUUCUGCCAGAGAACACCGUGAAUCGCCAUCCUUUCGCAUUUGUGCCUUUUAGUGCAGGUCAAAGAAACUGCAUAGGUCAGAAGUUCGCCAUUCUGGAGAUAAAGGUACUCUUGGCAGCGGUUAUCAGGAAUUUUAAGCUACUGUCCGCCACCCAGUUGGAGGAUCUUACUUUUGAGAACGGUAUUGUACUGCGUACCCAGCAGAACAUUAAAGUGAAAUUAUCGAAAAGGAUUAAAUAGAGAUAAAUAAUGUAAGUUAACUUUUUGCCAAAGAUUUUUUCAUUUGUAAAAUGUACAAAAAAACCAAAUAAAGUCUACUAAGUCCAAUUAUUAA
Molecule: messenger RNA, 1690 nt
Organism: Drosophila suzukii
Lineage: Eukaryota; Metazoa; Arthropoda; Insecta; Diptera; Drosophilidae
Molecular function (GO): heme binding; iron ion binding; oxidoreductase activity, acting on paired donors, with incorporation or reduction of molecular oxygen
Source: RefSeq, a predicted model, not a curated record